Parasteatoda tepidariorum (common house spider) is the source of this 1144-nucleotide messenger RNA. Its product is annotated as metaxin-1. Gene Ontology annotation, biological process: mitochondrion organization. The record is from RefSeq and is a predicted model, not a curated record. NCBI's taxonomy places the organism in Eukaryota, Metazoa, Arthropoda, Arachnida, Araneae, Theridiidae. Gene Ontology annotation, cellular component: SAM complex; cytoplasm.
AAAAAUGCUCAUCAGUUACCAUCAAUCAACAAAAUUUAAUCAACAAAUCUGCUCAAAAUUUAUAUUACAAAUAAAUUUACCUUAAAUUUUUUUUAUAAUGGAACUUGAUAUUUGGGAGGGUGAUUGGACUCUUCCAUCCGUAGAUUUAACUUGUUUGCAAGUGAUGGCUUAUUCUAAGUUUUCUGGUGCCCCUAUUAAAGUUCUGAAGACUAACUGGUGUUUGUCAAGAUAUGGUCAUUUACCCGUGUUUCGGCAUACUAAAAAGAAUACUUUAACGACAUUUGAUAAUAUUGUGUCAUAUCUUCAAAAGCAGAAUUAUAAUGCUGAUGUUGACUUAAGUCCGAAACAGUGCUCAGAUAUAAUUGCAUAUACUGCUUUACUGAGAGACAAGCUUUAUCCUGCAUUGCUGUAUGUGUGGUGGGUGGAUGAAAAGAACUAUUGUGAGCUGACACGCCCAUGGUAUGCUAAAGUGCUACGUUUUCCCCUCAACUACUUCCUUCCUGGUCAUCAGCAGAGGGACGCCGUCAAAAAAAUCCAAACUCUUUGGAAUAGCAGUGAUCUCAUCAAUGAGGACCAAAAAGAAAUUGCUCUUUACAAAGAUGCUCAAGAAUGCCUGAAUCAGUUGUCACAUCGAUUGGGAGAUAAUGAUUUCUUCUUUGGGAAAACGCCCUGUUCUUUAGAUGCUAUUGUUUUUGGAUUUCUUGCACCACUUUUAAAAGCUCCCUUCCCGAAUGCAGCACUACAAAAUCAUUUGAAAGCCUGCACAAACCUGCAGAAGUUUGUUGACAGAAUAUUACAGAAAUAUUUUCCUUUAUCUCCCGAAGAACUUGAGGCUUUGAAAAGAAAAAAAGAAGAAGAAGCAGAAGAAAGAAAUGAAUUUCCAAAUAAAUGGCGAAACAUCAUUUUCUCAGGUUUAUUUGCUACCAUUAUGAUGUUAUCUUAUGCAGCAACCACUGUAAAGAUUAAAUAUCCCACAAGAAAUGAAGACUACGCUCAUGAUGAUUAUGAACACUAUUAUGAAAGCAGUGAGAAACAAAACAGCUCUUCUCAUUAGAAAAUAAUUUGAACAUUAUUUUAAUGAAUUGAAGUGUUUAGUGAAAGAAUGCAUGUAAUUCCUCAGAAAUAAAAGUGUAUCUCAAACUUU